ACAGUUACUAAGAUCACGUGUGGCAUCCGCUUUGUCGUAGUCUGUACGACGGCCGAUAGGUGGCAGGUAAAUCAGAUAACUGGGACGGAUGUAAGUGGCGCAUUCCACUGCGGGGGUUCCUCGAGUAUACAUCUACACUACGCCGACUCUUACUUUGGCCGUUGCCUCGGUCUGCUUUGAGACUCCGAACUGAAGAAUACUGUGACACAAGACCGUUUGGCCAUGACUGCUGCGGUAGCUUUGGCAAAGGCGGCCAGUACCACGACUGGAAUGGAAGAGCCAGAGAGCGGAGGGCCGGAGCAUGAGGGAGAGCAGACGUCGUCAGGACGGGCGUGGGCAGCGGGCCAGGUUCCGCAGUGUGUCCAGGGCAGUGCUGUGGACGACGAACGGCAAGAAUCUCCCCCAAAUGCCACACAAACACCACAGUGUGAAACCGAUUCGCUACUUAGCGAGCGAAGUUAUGCAGAGAAGCAAAGUGUAUGCAGCCAAGCGAAAUCUAACUACUGCAAGUCUGAGGUCAACACGUGUCAUUCGUGCAGCAGUGUUGCCAUUAGGUUACCACAAAUUGACAACCAAAAUCAGCAGUCCCUUGGAUGCUGCGAGGAGGGUGAGGUUCCAGAGGCGUCUGGCGAAGAGGCAUCUCACAGUGCAGAGAAUCGCGAAACAUCGGGAGCGGACGGUGAAAGUGGAGUCACCAGUGUAAUGAAAAAGUCUGGCGGCGGCAGGAGCAGGAGCAGCAGCAGAGGCAGCAGCCGCAGCAGCAGCACAAGUAGAGGCUCGGCUGAUGGGCAGUCAUACUGCUGCUCUGGCAACGGAGCAGACAGCGAUGACGAUACGGAUACUGGGCUUUCAGAGACAUCCUCGUUAGACCUAGCGGAACUCUACGACGACACAAUAGACGCCCUCGAGGCGGAGGCAAAGAAGGAAGAGCGCAUUAUGGAAGAAAUCGGCAACUGCAUGGAGGUGGUGUGUGCAAUGAACAGCGACAUCCGCGUCUUUGUACUCGAAAUGUUCGGCACUCAGAGACUGAUGGGGUACAGCUCGCGGAAGUGUUCCGGCGGCCGCAGGAAAGGCAAACGUUCAGACGUGGAAGAGGAGACGACUCGUGGACCCAUUGUCGACUUUGAGAGGAGACUCGAUGCCGUAAAAGCUUAUUUGAAUAAAAGAUUGGACGAAUCGCCUCGUGAGGCGGAAGAGAAAGCUAAUGCUGUGUCACUCCCUGAGGAAGGCGCAUGUAGCGCAACACCAUCCAAUGCGAAGCAGGAGGCUGAAAAUAGCUCCAGCGGCGCGGGUGUGGGGUGUAGUGAAGAUGUGCCAACAGCUGUGAGCAGUGGGAAUAACGAAUGCGGGGAUACGGAGGCGGAUCCCAGCAGGCAGCAGUCCUGCGACGGAAAUGUACGAAAGAGAAUGGUUGCCCGCGAGUCGUGGGAAGUCUCUGUUGUCGCGAAGAUUUGCAGUAUUGUUGAGAAACGAGUGCUUAGGGUUAAGGUGGGCUGCCAGAUGAUGCUAAGCAGCAUGCAGGCUGUGGCCAACACUGUCAAGCUGGCGAUGGAGGCAUACGAAGCGACACAACUGGUAGUACACAGGGCGAAGAAGUGCAAGUCUGUGAUUGCGGCUGACAUUUUGCGGGCAAUCGUUGCCGCCGCCACUGAGACCACAGCUUGGAUGCUGAAGGCGCUGAGCGACGUGGAGGCGGCGGUGGCAAUCCACGCAGAAAUCGUAGGAGCCAUAGAGAAGGCAGAGAGGACGCUGCGCGGCGGUCAGGGCGAGGACCGCGUUGAUGAAGGCGUGGAGAGGGAGGUCACAGCUACCGUGGACAACACGGAGCUGCUGACAAGGUGCACCGCUCGCCUUCGCUUGCGUCCGCCGCGUGGCGAAGACCGAGCGGUGGGGUCCGCCUCCGAUAUGCCACCCCCUGGCUCCGGCGAAGUGAAGGCGAUCCCAUUGCUCUCGGCUAAAGUAUCUGGCGGCACUGACCGACUCCCGGCUGAUGUGUUACAUGCUCUGCUGGUAGCCACGAGGAGCGCUUUGAAGGCUAUGGAAGCAACGGAGAGAGCGCUCGAUUUCUUCACCGCUUGCGAAAUGUGUGUAGGGGGGAAGUUCAGGAAACGCCGUGGUUACGGCAACAAAAUGUUGAACUAGGUAUCGACAGGUAUUCCUGCCAAAGAGCCAAGAAAAACUUCAUGCGAGUACAAUGGCUGUUAAAUACAAUUCCUUAAUUGAUGGAAUACUUUCACUACUUUCUUUUGCACGCGCAUUUUUCUUUCUUUCCAGCCUGUUUAAGACGAGUAGCACGUUUAAUCAUAAGGUAUCUUCUUCAACCAGAAUAUCAUGAAUCUUUCCUUAUCCGCAUCUCCUUCUCAGAAAUUUUCAGUGCUCUCUUCGUCUACUCCACCGUUCACUACUCGCUCACACUAUUCUGCCUUUAGUCACAGGCAUAUUGAUCACCUUGUCCUUCCUUUACAGCUUCACCGUUCACCUACAUCCCCAUCUGCGACCACUUUCUUCUCAGUUCGACGAAUCAUUUGUUACUAGUAUGAUCCCGUGAAUUAUCCGAUGUUCCCGCAUUUUCUUACGGUUCUGUUCGUACUAAUGAUAAAGUUCGACAACUUGCCAUUUUCUGUCAGAUUGCUUCCUGUAAUAUUAUGCUCCAGUACAUUUCUGCCCAAGGUUUUCGCGUCCAUCGCCGUUUUAAAAGGCUAUUAUUUUUCUCUCUCUCGUUCUUUUCGCACCUUUUAUUCCUGAUGGUAACGUCUCGGCCACAUUCCUCAGGGUGGUCAAUGUCUCACCUUCAUGUCCACAAGUGCUACUUCUCUUUUGUACGUAUGUGGUCUUACGUAAGGCUGACGUUACCUUCUCUCUCUCAAUGACAGUAUCAUUCUUACUGUUUCUUGUAGGUAUAUGCUCUCACAGUUAUCAGCGCUACUUUCACCCAGUUAAACUAUAAAACGUAUAUUACAUUUUUAUUUGAAAAUUUAUACUGGUGGAGACAUGGACGUGUUACAAGCAACAGUACAGAAAAUUAACGUUUUAUUCAAUUUAUAUUGACUUGGAUUUUAUUUUAUUCAUAACUUUUGAAAUAGGAUUUUAAACUUCAAACAAUGUAAACUGAUGGCAGCGAAUUUAUACAGUUGUUGUGAAGAUUUACCGAAGCAGCUAGCUCUAAACUCGAGAUUGCAUAAAAUUGCAAUCAAUAUAGCGUCCUUACAUCGUAUCUGACGACGCACACUUGUUCCGAGCUACGUCCAAAACAUUAGGCAAUAAAGAGUCCAGUUUAGUUGUGUUAAGGCAAUUAUAAAAUUUAAUCAUGAUUCAUUAAUAAACGGCGUCUGCGUCGGACGUUCUAAGAAAAGGACAUUUGUGCCGAAUAUUUGGGUGUGCUGUUUGUGUAGAACUAUGAGAAAUAUUGUAUUGUAGAAAGUAUUACAAAAUAUCUUCACAACUCCAAUAAAAGCUUGCUUUUAUUUGACUUCAUUU
This is a messenger RNA of Schistocerca gregaria, 3477 nucleotides long. RefSeq lists its product as uncharacterized. The transcript has 2 exons. The record is from RefSeq and is a predicted model, not a curated record. Bases 223 to 2142 code for a protein of 639 amino acids. Lineage: Eukaryota; Metazoa; Arthropoda; Insecta; Orthoptera; Acrididae.